CACACUACUUCCGUAAACUCUCGGCGGGAGAUGCAAGUAUCCCGGAAGCGAGCUCGGAUUGUUUUCCAACCUUAGAAUCAUCACCGAAAGAAACACACACACACUCGUCGGCCCUAAUGAUGGAUAACGACGUUCUGGUACGGAAACACGACUGGGAGAACACGAAGGAAGCCGUCAGGAACUUUCGACGGCUGCUACUUUGCUCCAAAUGCUCAAAUGUGAUGACGGAGCCGGUGUGUCUCGGGGUGUGCGAGCAUUUGCUGUGCAGGUCCUGUGCGGCCCCCCGGGCGGGAGACGGCUGUGUGGUGUGUCAGAGUCCGGCUUGGGUGAAGGACAUCCAGAUCAACAGGCAGCUCAGCAGCAUCAUACAGCUCUUCUGUGGUUUGGAGGUCCUGCUCAAUCCCGUAGAACAAGCAGAUUGCUCACUAGCCCAAAACCAAACACCACCCCAGAGCCCUGUCCUUAAACAAAAGAAGAACUUCAAGAUCUGGUUCAGCCCACGCAGCCGCAAGGUACGCUGCGUUGUGGAGAAACAUCCAGAAGACCCAGUACCAGAGAUCCCGUCUCCUCGGGAAACGGCUGCAGAACAGCAGGACACCUCCACUGCUCAAUGCCAGGACCUGUCGGUUUUCAAUUUCACCUCGUCCUCCCAAGACUCUGGCUCAUCCGGUUCGCCGAGGUCCAAAAAUGCAAACGGAAAGAAGGGCUCGACCAAGAAAAGCGCUGUCCGCGGGAAAGGGUCGGCGCAAGGAGCCACGAGGACCACUCGAAGGAAGACCAAGCAGAAGCUGAAGAAGCACAGGCUGGAGGCCAUAAACCAGCAGUGGGGGAUCAGCGAGGAGGAGGACGCUUUAAAAGAAAAGGAGCAAAAGCCCUGUGCAAAAGAGCCGAGCAGGUCCAGUAAACGAGUUUCCUUCCUCAGCCCCGCCGUCACGUCCAAGGAGCCCCAGCCCAAAGUACCACAGGGGGGUACGGAUGAACUCGGCCCCGGCAGGAGUCCCUUAGAAGGUGCCAUCACUGUACUGGGCGCGCCGACCCAGCCUGGUUCGAGCAUGUCGGACACAACUAAGAGCCCCGAGAGACGGGCGGACGCGUCUCCCCUGAAGCCCUCCUCCAAAAGAGCCAGAGUGGAGGAGAAGGUUGCCACGUUGGAGACCACGCCAAAAAGGCCCAGGGCUUCCCCGGGGAAGAGGACGAAGAGGAGAAAAUCCCAGACGUCUCCAGCUGUGCAUAACCCUCUUCCUUCAGAUAGCCGCAGGUGUGAUGAGAGCAUCGAGAACUCAAGAGGGGAGCCAGGAGACAGCCCGUCUCGUCCGACCGCCGCCGGCGAAAAAUCUCCAUGUACUCCAGUGGCAUCUGGUGGAAGACCCACCUCGGGCAGCCCUGCGUUUAUGAAGAAGAACCACAAGGGAGAGACCCCGCUGCAUCUGGCUGCUAUAAAGGGCGACGUAGAGGCUGUGAACACGCUGCUGGACCAGGGGGCUGACCCCAACCUGAAGGACAACGCCGGGUGGACACCUCUGCAUGAAGCAUGCAACCUGGGCCACCUGCUGGUAGUGGAGCUUCUGGUCUCGAGGGGAGCCCUGCUGAACACACCGGGCUACGAGAACGACUCUCCGCUCCACGAUGCCGUGAGGAACGGACACCCGGCCAUCGUCCAACAGCUGCUGCGGCUCGGAGCCUCUCGACACGUCCUCAAUCAGCACGGAAAGCGGCCUGCCGACUACGCAGGGAGUCCGGAGAUGCUGGCGAUUUUCCGGGAAGCCCCAGAAGGAACCCAAAAUGCAUCUCCAAGCCCCUCAAGCGGUCUCUCCGGGGGGAGCAACCGCGUGGGGAGGGAUGAACCAGUGGUGCUUCUGACCAGCGGGCUGUCGCAGCCGGAACGGGCUCUAGUGGCCAAACUGGGAGAGCUCCUGGGGGGGAGGACGGCGGACACCUUUUCCAGCCCAGUGAGCCAUGUGGUGGUGCCAGUAGGACACCUCCCCACCACCAGCUCCACCCUCCUUGGUCUUCUUGCUGGCUGCUGGGUUGUCAAAUUCAGCUGGGUGGAGGCAUGUCUGCAGGCAGGCGAGUGGACGCCCGAAGCCGAGCACGAGGCGGGCGAAGGCGCCCAGCGGAGUCGCAUCAACAGACGUAGCUUGCUCCCGCCGCUCUUCGACGGCUGUUUCUUCUUCCUGCUCGGCCGCUUCAAGGCGAUUUCCAAAGACGAGCUCACCAAGCUGCUGCGGGAAGGAGGGGGACAACUCCUGAGCCGGCAGCCCAAGCCCGACAGCGAUGUGACGCAGACCCUGAGCGCCGCCGCCUACCACGCGCUGCCGGGCUCCGACCAGGCCCUCUGCACCCAGUACAUCAUCUUUGACCCGCAGGGCCCCCACAGGCCGGCAGUGGUGAGGAGAGGGAAGGUGUGGUCAGCUCCCUGCACCUGGCUCCUCGACUGCAUCACUGCCUUCCGUCUCCUCCCCGUGUCCGACUGUCAGACUCCGGUCUGAGCAAUCCUUUAUAUGUUCAAUGUCCUCCGUGUGUCGUUUUUUUAAUAUAUGGGAUUAAGUCAACACCAAUCACGUAAACAUGAAAACAAUUAUGUCUUUAGAACUUUGAAAUUAAAGGGCUAAUCCAAA
Messenger RNA from Gasterosteus aculeatus aculeatus (three-spined stickleback), 2618 nucleotides. It is a transcript of the gene bard1, whose product is annotated as BRCA1 associated RING domain 1. Gene Ontology annotation, biological process: protein K6-linked ubiquitination. NCBI's taxonomy places the organism in Eukaryota, Metazoa, Chordata, Actinopteri, Perciformes, Gasterosteidae. The record is from RefSeq and is a predicted model, not a curated record. Gene Ontology annotation, molecular function: ubiquitin-protein transferase activity; protein binding. Gene Ontology annotation, cellular component: BRCA1-A complex; BRCA1-BARD1 complex.